AUGAUAAAUUCCAAGAAAACAACACCAGGUGGGACUCUGCGCCUCUUCAAGGUGUCCACUCUCAUUCAACUACUUCUCUUGUUAUCCCUUUUCUUGACUUUCACUUUGGCUCGAGAUGUCUCUGUUCGUCAUCGUCGUGAUGGUGGAGUCGAGUUAAUUGUCAAUGUAAAUGUGAACGGUGCCGGUAAACGCUCUUCAUCCACCUCUUCUACAUCCUCUUCUUCAUCAAAAUCUCAAGAGGAAAGUACUCCAAUGACAAGCUCUCAACAAGAAGAAACCUCGUCUUCGUCUUCUUCACAACAACCAGAACAAGUUCGAUUGGAUUCCACAACAAAAGAAAUUGCCACUCAAGUUCAUGAUGCUGUUUCAAGUAAGAUGGCUACAGAAAUUGCUGAAAGUUUGUUGCAAUUUGCGAAUGAAGUGAAAAAGAUCCAUGACGCCAUUCCAAACUCAGGCCUCACUCAAGCCCAACAAGAAUUCAAAACUCAACUUUUAGCAGUCACUCGUGACUUGACAAGCAAAGCUGCCAAUCCAAGUGCUGAAUUAAUGGUUUCUUCACUUUCCUAUUUGAAUGCUGUCAAAAAACAAGAACCUCCUUCUGUCUCUUUGGAAAGUUCAUCCAACAACCAAGAAGCAAAAACUCUCUUCAUUUUACCUGCCAUUGGAGUUGCCAGUAAUGUCAUGAACUUUGUCGAUGGAAUUGGAACUUAUUCGACUUCAAUUUCAAAAGCUGGAAAAUGGCUUUCAGGAACGGCUUCACAAAAGUUGCAAAAGUGGGGAUUCGAAAGGGCGGCCAAAGCGGCAUCGACGGUGGGAACAGGAGUUUCGAAUUUUUCUGAAAAAAAGUUGGGACCUAUUGAGGCAAAGGUGGCCAAGAAGAUUGCUCCUGUGGUCAAGUCCAAGCCAUAUCUUGCUGUUAAGAGAAGUAUUAACUUGGUUGCUGGUGUUACUGGUCUUCAUGGUGUUGCCAAAUCCAUUGGUCUUUUGAAUGUUGCAAAACUUCCAAAAAAUUUCAAAUCAUUGAAAACGACAUUAACCAAAGCCACAAGUGCUGUCAAGAAUCGAGCAGCCAUCAUGAAGAACAUUCGAAGAGUAGCUACCAAUGCGAAAAAGGUCGUUUCCAAUGUCAGAAAAACUUCUCUCAUCUCCAAACUUUCUACAGCUCAUUCCACUAAUAGUGCCAUUGGAGAUGUGAAAUCUGGAAUGGAGUUGUUCAAGAGAAAUGGUUCGAAGAAGAAUACUUCAUCUCAAAAAUCAGGAGGUGGUGCCAAUAAUCGAAGUGGAUCCACUUCAAGACCACAAGGAAAUUCAAAUCGAAGACCAAAUGGAAAGAAUAAUUCUGGUGCCAACAAUAAUAAGGGUAAAAAACAAGGAUCUACUGGUAGCAGCUCCAACAGUAGUGGUUCUAAUUCAUCUUCCUCUAAAAGUAUCGGCAACAAGUACGGUUCAAACAUCAGACGAAAGCACUCAAAUCCUCCAAGAAAAUAA
Naegleria lovaniensis is the source of this 1488-nucleotide messenger RNA. RefSeq lists its product as uncharacterized. The transcript has 3 exons. Bases 1 to 1488 code for a protein of 495 amino acids. The record is from RefSeq and is a predicted model, not a curated record. Lineage: Eukaryota; Heterolobosea; Eutetramitea; Acrasida; Naegleriidae.